UGGCGGCGGCGGCUGGGCGCGCGUGGCCCAGCCGGUCCCCGCCUCCAGGCACGCGGGGCUCCCGGGUGUCUCAGCCAUGUGCUCGUUAGCGUCGUGCGCUGUCGGCGGCCGGGGCGCUGUGGAGGAGGCCGAGGACCUGCCAGAACUGUCGGACAGCGGUGACGAGGCCGCCUGGGAGGAUGAGGACGAGGCCGAGCUCCCCCACGACAAGCAGCAGACCCCCUGCCUGUUCUGUGACAGGUUGUUCACAUCAGCUGAAGAGACAUUUUCACACUGUAAGUCUGAGCAUCACUUUAGUAUUGACAGCAUGGUCCAUAAACAUGGACUUGAAUUUUAUGGAUACAUUAAGCUAAUAAAUUUUAUAAGACUUAAGAACCCUACAGUUGAGUACAUGAAUUCCAUAUACAACCCAGUGCCUUGGGAAAAAGAAGAUUAUUUGAAGCCAGUAUUGGAAGAUGACCUUUUACUUCAAUUUGAUGUAGAAGAUCUUUAUGAACCAGUGUCAGUCCCAUUCUCAUAUCCCAAUGGACUCAGUGACAACACAUCUGUUGUUGAAAAAUUGAAACAAAUGGAAGCCAGGGCCCUGUCUGCUGAAGCUGCAUUUGCUAGAGCACGUGAGGAUCUGCAGAGAAUGAAACAAUUUGCUCAGGAUUUUGUGAUGAACACAGAUGUCAGAACCUGCUCGUCAUCUACUACCAUUGCAGACCUCCAGGAGGAUGAGGAUGGUGUUUAUUUCAGCUCAUACGGGCAUUAUGGGAUACAUGAAGAAAUGCUAAAGGAUAAAGUACGAACAGAAAGCUACAGAGAUUUUAUAUACCAAAAUACACAUAUCUUCAAAGACAAGGUGGUUUUGGAUGUUGGAUGUGGAACUGGAAUUCUCUCUAUGUUUGCUGCUAAAGCUGGGGCAAAGAAGGUUCUUGGAGUUGAUCAAUCAGAAAUACUGUACCAGGCAAUGGAUAUAAUAAGACUAAACAAACUUGAAGAUACUAUUAUACUAAUUAAAGGAAAGAUUGAAGAAGUUCGUCUUCCAGUAGAAAAAGUGGAUGUUAUUAUUUCUGAGUGGAUGGGCUAUUUUCUUCUUUUUGAGUCUAUGUUGGAUUCUGUCCUUUAUGCAAAGAACAAAUACUUGGCAAAAGGAGGAUCAGUCUACCCUGACAUUUGCACGAUCAGCCUGGUAGCAGUGAGUGAUGUGAAUAAACAUGCUGAUAGAAUUGCUUUCUGGGAUGAUGUCUAUGGCUUCAACAUGUCCUGCAUGAAGAAAUCAGUCAUUCCAGAAGCUGUUGUGGAGGUUUUAGAUCCAAAGACUCUUAUCUCAGACCCUUGUGGUAUUAAGCACAUAGAUUGCCAUACAACUUCUAUCUCAGAUUUGGAGUUUGCUUCAGAUUUUACCCUGAAAAUUAUGAAGACAUCCAUUUGCACGGCAAUUGCUGGCUACUUUGAUAUCUAUUUUGAAAAGAAUUGCCACAACAAAGUCAUGUUCUCUACGGGCCCCCAGAGUACCAAAACACAUUGGAAACAAACGGUAUUUCUACUGGAAAAGCCAUUUUCAGUGAAGGCAGGUGAAGCCUUGAAUGGAAGAAUUACAGUUCACAAGAAUAAGAAAGAUCCACGUUCUCUCAUUGUGACCCUUGCAUUGAAUAAUUCAACUCAGACUUACAGUCUUCAGUGAAAAACACAGCUACAUUACAGUUUUUCACAUGGGGAGCGUGUGGGCCAGUGGGUGGGCCCCGGGCUCAGCUGAGGGAGGUGACCAGCUAAUCCUGCUGGGCCACCUCGGUCGUUAUAUCCUCAGAUGUCUGCUCAGCUAGAUUUAAGCAACCGUAACCUUCACAGUAUGUUUAUCAGUAUUGAACAUUUCAGUUGGCCUAUAUUUGAAACAGAUAAAGGCUUUUGUUUUUACUGUGUUUCUUACUAUAAAUUUUAAUCAGUAAUAAUUGGUUAUUUGGAUAUCUUAUUAAACUAAUAACACAAGGUAAUGUACAUUUUAUUGCAGAUUUCCUGAGUGCUAGAAUGUCAGAAGACAAGAGACGAGCAAGUAUAGGGACUAGAAUACAGACAAGAGCAUCAGCCUUCUCACCCCAACCAUAUUUGAAGACAGCGUAGUUGCUCACCCCCGUAGCAUACCUCUACUUCUCAUUUUGUAUUCCUUCCCUCUUUGUGCAUAUGCUUUAGCCAGAUAUUUCUAGUAUUGCCCAGGAAAUCUAAUUUCAAUAUGUGUCCUCAGUUUCAUAAGAAUUUUUAAAGGGGAUAAAUGUGUACUUGUUUACUAAUACAUUGCCUUUUUCAAACUAAAUUUAUGUGCAGAGAUAAACAUGUAAGUGUUAAUAUACUCAAUAAAAAUGUUAUUUGCAAGUAUUGAUUUAAUUUGAAAU
Molecule: messenger RNA, 2372 nt
Organism: Lepus europaeus (European hare)
Lineage: Eukaryota; Metazoa; Chordata; Mammalia; Lagomorpha; Leporidae
Gene: PRMT3
Product: protein arginine methyltransferase 3
Exons: 16
Coding region: 77-1669 (530 amino acids)
Biological process (GO): peptidyl-arginine methylation
Cellular component (GO): nucleus
Molecular function (GO): protein-arginine N-methyltransferase activity
Source: RefSeq, a predicted model, not a curated record